Messenger RNA from Sorghum bicolor (sorghum), 2609 nucleotides. RefSeq names its product cationic amino acid transporter 2, vacuolar-like. Gene Ontology annotation, cellular component: membrane. Gene Ontology annotation, biological process: transmembrane transport; amino acid transport. The transcript has 14 exons. Lineage: Eukaryota; Viridiplantae; Streptophyta; Magnoliopsida; Poales; Poaceae. The coding region runs from base 331 to 2205 and encodes 624 amino acids. Gene Ontology annotation, molecular function: amino acid transmembrane transporter activity. The record is from RefSeq and is a predicted model, not a curated record.
CAGUUAUACACCAUCGGCACGCCAUCCAAUCCAAGAAUAUAUACGGGCCGAGACGACGCAGCAGCUCUGAUUGCUCUGCCUUUCUUCCUCCCCUCCUUUCCCCCCUUACUACAGGAGGAAUCAAUCAAUCAUCAAUCCCCACUGCUCAGCCUCAGCCGGCCCUCAGCAAGCAAGGGACAGAGGCGGGAGGCGGCCGGCGGCCGGGGGGCGGCAGCAGCAGCAGUCUCCUCAUCGAGCUCUCCGGGACCGGCCGCGGGAAAGAAAAGGCGCGCCUUUGCUUUGCUUUGCUUCCCUUCCGUGGUGCUCAGUUGAGGGGGGCGGCCGGCGGGGAUGGGCAGCGGGGUCCGGGCGCUGAUGCGCCGGAAGCAGGUGGACUCGGAGCGGACGCGCGCCGCCGGCAGCGCCCACCAGCUCCGCAAGGAGCUCUCCGUCACCCAGCUCGUCGCCAUCGGUGUUGGGUCAACGAUUGGAGCCGGGGUGUAUGUCCUUGUUGGGACAGUUGCCCGGGAGCAUUCUGGGCCGGCAUUGACACUUUCAUUUCUGAUAGCCGGAAUAGCAGCUGCACUUUCAGCAUUCUGCUAUGCAGAGCUUGCUAGCCGUUGCCCUUCAGCAGGAAGCGCCUACCAUUAUUCAUACAUCUGCGUUGGCGAAGGAGUUGCAUGGUUGAUUGGUUGGGCUUUGAUACUUGAAUAUACGAUUGGUGGAUCAGCUGUUGCCCGUGGCAUAUCUCCCAAUCUAGCCAUCUUUUUUGGAGGACAGGAUAGUCUGCCAUGGAUUUUGGCACGGCAUCAGAUCCCAUGGCUUGAUGUUGUUGUUGAUCCUUGUGCUGCUUUCCUGGUUUUCGUUGUCACAGGUCUGCUAUGCGUGGGGAUAAAAGAGAGUUCAUUUGUGCAAGGAGUUGUGACAGUCCUAAAUUGCUUUGUGAUGCUAUUUGUUAUCAUAGCCGGUAGUUACAUCGGCUUCCAAACAGGAUGGGUUGGCUACAAGGUUGCUGGCGGAUUUUUCCCUUAUGGAGCAAAUGGAAUGCUUGCCGGGUCAGCAACUGUCUUCUUUGCCUACAUAGGCUUUGAUUCAGUUGCCAGCACUGCUGAGGAGGUGAAGAAUCCACAACGAGAUCUGCCAUUGGGAAUCGGAACAGCAUUGUCGAUUUGCUGUACCUUGUACAUGUUGGUUUCAGUUGUUAUUGUUGGUCUGGUACCAUACUUUGCUAUGGACCCAGACACCCCAAUUUCAUCUGCCUUUGCCAAACAUGGGAUGCACUGGGCAAUGUAUCUUGUAACAACUGGUGCUGUUCUUGCUCUCUGUUCAACCUUGAUGGGAUCUAUAUUGCCACAGCCAAGAAUAUUGAUGGCCAUGGCACGAGAUGGCCUGUUACCAUCGUUCUUCUCUGAUGUCCACAAGACGACACAAGUUCCAGUCAAAAGCACAAUAGUGACUGGCAUCUGCGCAGCUGCUCUUGCUUUCUUUAUGGAUGUCUCUCAACUGGCUGGAAUGGUUAGUGUAGGCACACUACUCGCGUUCACUAUAGUUGCUGUGUCCAUCUUGAUUCUUAGGUAUGUUCCUCCAAAUGAGGUACCCCUCCCAUCUUCCCUGCAAGUAUCAUUCCGCUUGAGCCAAGAAAAUGACGAGGAAAAGCUGAGGGGUACCCUUGGAGACAAUGAUCAUGAACAAGGGUCAGCUGAAAUAAGUGAUGUUGUAGUAGAAUCAAUUAAUGACCCCCUCAUUGAGAAGCAGCUGUACGCAAGCAAUUUGAAUGAGACAAAACGGCGUAAGACUGCUGCAUGCAGCAUUGCAUCUAUCUGCAUAGGGGUUCUGAUCCUCACAACUUCAGCUUCAGCGACAUUCUUGCCCUUCCUGGUGACAUGCUUCGUUUGUGCUUUUGGUGGCCUGCUCCUCCUAGCUGGUCUGGGCAUGCUCUGCUGGAUUGACCAAGAUGAUGGGAGGCACUCCUUUGGCCAUUCCGGAGGAUUCAUCUGUCCAUUCGUUCCCUUGCUGCCGGUAAUGUGUAUCCUCAUAAAUACAUACUUGUUAAUCAAUCUUGGUGGCGGCACAUGGAUGCGAGUGGGGGUGUGGCUGGUGAUGGGGGUGUUCGUCUACAUUUUCUAUGGCCGCACCCACAGCUCAUUGACAGAUGUCGUGUAUGUCCCUGUGGCUGAGGCGAAUGAGAUAUAUGGGUCACCCUCUUCAUCAGGGUUUGUGGCGUAAAGAGAGAUGGAGAUGUUUGUUGAAGCCUAUCUUGAGCUAGUCAGGGUACUUUUCACAGAACCUCAAGGAUCCUGACUUUAGCAGAUUCCUGCUUGAGCUAUCAUACGCAUUGCAGGGAUGGAUUUGAAGAAUUCAAUUUGUACGUCAAUUUUUAAAAUGUGUAAUUGUAAUGCACAACUAAACUUGUGUGCCUCUGUUCAAGGAAUGUAAAUAUUACAUAGUAGAACAAUAUAUUAUAGAUGGUGCCAGUAUAGAGGUAUUUGAAAGGGGGGUUCAGUCUAGGAAUUUGUACGUUGAAGUACAAAUUUGUUGUAAAUUCCCAGGAUUGAAAUUAUAGUCCCCAAUUCAAACAGGUCUGUGUGAGGCGUAUUAUGUGGUCAAAGCCUCAAACACAUUUUAUUUCA